Oreochromis niloticus (Nile tilapia) is the source of this 3579-nucleotide messenger RNA. It is a transcript of the gene dbh, whose product is annotated as dopamine beta-hydroxylase (dopamine beta-monooxygenase). NCBI's taxonomy places the organism in Eukaryota, Metazoa, Chordata, Actinopteri, Cichliformes, Cichlidae. The record is from RefSeq and is a predicted model, not a curated record. Gene Ontology annotation, biological process: octopamine biosynthetic process; dopamine catabolic process; norepinephrine biosynthetic process. Bases 606 to 2450 code for a protein of 614 amino acids. The transcript has 12 exons. Gene Ontology annotation, cellular component: secretory granule membrane. Gene Ontology annotation, molecular function: copper ion binding; dopamine beta-monooxygenase activity.
GUUAGCUGAAGCUGAUUGUCGCUGAUAAUGUCCAUGGUUGAAUUUGGAUCAAUUAGGGUCUGGCAGAUGUGCAGAAUCAUGGUUGACCCCAGGGCCUAAAGAACACAAUCCAAUUUUCCUCAACAAAUGUAAUACCAUUAGGCUGGAUAAAAACAGACAAAUCACUAGGGAGGAGUCUCUUAAAAACCAGAGAGGUGGAUGAGACAGACAGAGACCGGGCAGUUGCUCAAAGACAAUACCCAAAAAGGCUUGGAGACAGAGAAACCUAAACACUGGGAAACUGGUGGUUUUUAAAAGAAAGUCAAACUUUUCAGAAAAUGAGAGCCUGAGAGGAUAGAAAACAUGUGAAGAAAAAAACAUAAACAACCCCCAAACGACCACUGAAAGGGAUUCUGCUGUGGCCAGAAUGCAAAGAAGAGAAACACAGUGAACGUUUUGAGUUUGGAGAAUUUUACAGCUCUGGAGAAAAAGUUUCCACAAAACAUUUUGGAUCGAACUCCAGUUCAACUUUGGCUAAAGAGAAAGAAAAGAAAUAGAAGUGGAAAGAAAACCUGAGAGACUCUGUUCGCUGUUUCACUGAAGCUCAUUACGAUCUGUCGUUGGGGAUGAGGAUCUUCAAUAAAAACCUUCGCCUUCAGGACAUAACCAUCAUGUAUUUUACUGCCCUGGCUGCUCUAAUGGUCAUCUUGGUGGCUUCUUACCAGGCACCCAACAAUGCUGUUGAAGUAUCCAGCCUUAAACCAAACCCCUCUCGCCUUCUCCCACCUCUCCCCAUGCCUUUCCGUGUGCCCCUUGAUCCACGUGGGGAGCUCCAGCUGGCUUGGAAUGUCAGCUACACCAACCAGGAGAUUUACAUGGAGCUGAGGGUUGCAGAGCUCAGACAUGGAGUGGUCCUGGGGAUGUCCGAUCGGGGAGAGCUGACCAAUGCUGACCUGUUGGUGCUGUGGGACUCUGGAACCCAGAGCUACUUUGGAGAUGCUUGGAGUGACAGCAAGGGUCAUGUAUCACUAGACAGCCAACAGGACUACGACCUGAUUGAAGCCAAACAGAAAGCUGAAGGAUAUUACCUGCUCUUCAAAAGACCAUUCAGUACCUGCGAUCCCAGAGACUACGUCAUAGAGGAGGGGACUGUGCACAUCAUCUACGGCUUCUUGGAUAAACCACUUGCCUCACUGGAGAAGCUGAACCUGUCCGAGAUCCGCACAGGCGUACAGAGAGUCCUGAUGUUGCGUCCCGACACGCCGCCACCUACCCUGCCUCCAGACGUACAAAUGUUAGAUGUAGUGGCACCAAAUGUCAGCAUGCCAAAUCAAGAGACCACCUACUGGUGCUACAUCCACAACCUGCCGGAAAAUUUGCCCAAGAACCACAUUGUUAUGUAUGAGUCAGUGAUAACUCCAGGGAACGAGGCCAUCGUGCAUCACAUAGAAGUGUUUGAGUGUUCUCCGGAUAUCCCCGCAGUUCCAGGGUACAGCGGCUCCUGUGAUGACAAAAUGAAGCCGAAAAAGCUCAACUUUUGCCGACACGUGCUAGCUGCAUGGGCUAUGGGGGCUGAGGCUUUCUACUAUCCCCCUGAUGCAGGCUUGGCUAUGGGUGGACCAGGCUCCUCAAGAUUCCUCCGUCUGGAGGUCCAUUACCACAACCCUCUCCUUAUAUCCGGCCGGCGUGACUCAUCAGGGAUACGACUGUAUUACACCCCGAGCCUGAGGCGCUACGAUGCAGGGAUCAUGGAGCUGGGCCUCGUUUACACUCCUGUAAUGGCUAUCCCACCUAAACAACACACCUUUUACCUCAGUGGAUACUGCACCUCCAAGUGUACCCAAACAGCUUUGCCUUCAGGUGGAAUCUAUGUAUUUGCUUCCCAGCUGCACACCCACUUGGCGGGGCGUGGGGUGAGGACGAUUUUGGUGAGGGGAGGCAAAGAGCUGGAGGUGGUACAGGAAGACCAGCAUUUCAGUACACACUACCAGACAAUCCGAGUUCUUAGGAAAAUGGUGAACAUUUUGCCUGGUGACGUACUUAUAACAAAGUGUACUUAUAACACAGAAGAUAGGAGCGAGCCUACAGUGGGUGGUUUUGGCAUCAUGGAGGAAAUGUGUGUCAACUACAUUCACUACUACCCCCGUACCCAGCUGGAGCUCUGCAAGAGCCACGUUGACCAAGGAUACCUGCAGAAAUAUUUUAGCUUCAUUAACAGGUUCCAUGGAAAUGACCAGUGUGUGUGUGGUGAGGUUAGUGUGACGGAGCAGUUUUCUCAACUAGAGUGGGAUGAAUUCACCGGAGAAGUGCUGGACUCGCUUUUUAACACAGCCCCCAUCUCGAUGCACUGCAAUCAGUCGACUGCAAGCCUCUUUCCUGGUGACUGGGACAAACAGCCCAUACCAGCGGUGACCUCUGUCCUUAAAAAACCUCAGUACACCUGUAAGCGAGGCACGCUUCGCACCAACUGAUGCCUUACUCCUUCAAUGUGAGCAGCAGGGGGUUCGCAGGAUGUUUCAGCCCAAGGAAAAGGGAGACCUCAAGAGUGGAAAGCCAAACAAGUUCCCACAAUUUUAUUCAGUUUGCCUUGGUUUUUAUGUGUUUGUUAUCUACUUGCUGUAACUAUAUACUUAUAUAAAUUCCUGCAGUCUGUGUUAUUGUUAGUACGUAUAAAAUUCUGUUAGUAACAAUCAUAUUUUUUCCCCAUUGAAACCAUUUAAAACUCUACAAAUUGGGAAUGGCAGGUAUCAAACUAAAUUAAAAUAAUGCUGGCAGUUUUUUUGUAGCUGUUAUCAACAGACAUGUUCCGUUUGUGCAGAGACAUAACACAUCUACAUGUUUGUUCCCUGUGAUCCUGUUGACCAACUUAAAACAUUUGGGCAGGAAACAUGAUGUCAUUUGGUGAAUAAUUACAAUCUGUACUAAACACAGCAUAAUAAGUGACUUGAGUGUUAUUCAAAGGCAAGAAAUUAAAUAAAAAUAAUUAAAAAUAAACACAUUUUUAUGCUUUCCUUAGUUAAAGAAAACGGAUGGAUGAAUAAUGAAGGUCACAAAGUGUUGAAUGUUCAAUAGACAUUUAUUAAUACACAAAUCGCGUUGGACAGAAGAAAUGAAUGAGGGUUAACAUUUGCUUUAUAAUUUGACUGGCCGCCACAUCUUUCCACCUCUCAUUUUUUAUUCAUUUUAAACUGGUCAAGUUUUUCUCUCUAAGCAUUAAUAAUAAACGCACAGUCCAAAUAUACAUCCAAACAUCGAAUAACAAGGUCAAUUUUAACAACAAGCCAGUUUUCCAUCGAGAGGUUUUCAGUGUUUAAUCAUAUUACUGGAAGAAGAAGCGAAAAAAAGAAACAAACAAAAGAAACAGAAACUCUACCUACAACGUGAUAAAAGAGCUGCAGUGUUUUAUCAGUGUGUUUCAAAUUUCCCACAUAAAUCUCGUUAUUAACCUAGACUGCUCCUGAGAACAACCAUUGCAACGAUUAAUGGCCUUGUGAGCAGAAUCAAUGAAUCAUUCCACAUUAGUAAACAUUUCGUGCUGAACCGGUUUCAACAAACAUCGGCGGGAGAAGCAGGAAACACACAUACAAAUGCCUUCCAUUA